Trichoplax adhaerens is the source of this 456-nucleotide messenger RNA. RefSeq lists its product as uncharacterized. NCBI's taxonomy places the organism in Eukaryota, Metazoa, Placozoa, Uniplacotomia, Trichoplacea, Trichoplacidae. Gene Ontology annotation, molecular function: acyltransferase activity, transferring groups other than amino-acyl groups. The transcript is spliced from 5 exons. The record is from RefSeq and is a predicted model, not a curated record. The coding region runs from base 1 to 456 and encodes 151 amino acids. Gene Ontology annotation, biological process: mitotic sister chromatid cohesion. Gene Ontology annotation, cellular component: NatA complex.
AUGAUCGAAUUAGGUGAUAUCACUCCACAUAAUGUCAAGCAAUUAAAAAAGCUAAACUCUGUCAUCUUUCCAGUAUCUUACAACGAGAAGUUUUACAAGGAUGUCUUAACUUCUGGAGAUUAUGCCAAAUUCGCAUUUUAUAAUGAUAUUAUUGUUGGAGGAGUCUGCUGCCGUGUAGACUCGUCAGAUAAUCGUCGCAGACUUUAUAUAAUGACACUGGGAUGCUUAGCUGCAUAUCGUUGCCUUGGAAUUGGUACUGUAAUGUUGAAACAUGUGUUAAAGUUAGCGGAAACCGACGGCCACAUUGAUAGUGUCUAUCUACACGUUCAAAUCAAUAAUGAUACUGCCAUGGCUUUUUAUAAAAAUUUUGGAUUUGAAGUGAUUGAAACAAAGUCAAGUUACUAUAAACGUAUCGAGCCAUCGGACGCUUACGUUUUGGAAAAAAAGUUAAAGUAA